AUGGGUAUUUGCUAAUCUCACGAUACACGAAUCUGCUCUGAAGAAUUUUAAUCAAUACCUCUUCCUAAUUUAUAAUAAGAAUUUACUGAUGAAUUUACCCAGUAGGAAAAUUAGGUUACCGUCAGUUAGUCCAAGAAAGAUUUUGAUGCUGAUUUACCAAUUUAGACUUUGUAAAAUAAUUUAAACUCACAUCCUCUUUCCAAAACUCUCUAUAUCAUUUAUAAUAAAUGUCGAAUUGAGAGACCAAUAGAAGUGGAAUAAGGAACAUAUUAAGGAUAAUGGUUUGCAGGAAAAUAGUGUGGUUUUGGCCGUAUGUAUUACAAAAAUAAAGACUAUUAUGAAGGAUUCUGGUUACUUGGUCGAAAACAUCAUAUGGGAAUUUUCAUUUAAAUGAAUAAGCAACCUCUUAUUGGAGAAUGGUUUGAUGAUAAAUUCCUUGGUAAUGAUAUAUCUAAUAAUCUUACAAAAGAUUCGAAGCUCUCUUAUUCUAAUUUACUUAAUGUACUUGAAUUAUUUAUUAUUAUUCAGCUCUAACCUAUUCAAAUAAAAGAUUAACUAUACUAUGGAGAGUAUACUAACAAUGGUAAAUAAGGUUUUGGGUUGUGCAUUUAAAAAGGAGAAUAUAAAUUUAUAGGGUAUUUCUCAAAUGACAAAAAAUAAGGUUAUGGUAUUGAAAUAACAAAGAGUGAUGUUUAUAGAGGUUGUUUUAAAGAUGGACUUAGAUGUGGUAUUGGUCAUCUAAAAAAGAAUAAGAAUUUAUUUAUAGGUAAGAAUAAUAUAAUAUUAUAAGGCUAGUUUGAAAAUAAUUAACCAACGACUAAUGGUAUUUCAAUUUAAAUUUGA
This is a messenger RNA of Paramecium pentaurelia, 843 nucleotides long. Lineage: Eukaryota; Ciliophora; Oligohymenophorea; Peniculida; Parameciidae. The record is from the annotation of a GenBank genome assembly.